Molecule: messenger RNA, 2082 nt
Organism: Durio zibethinus
Lineage: Eukaryota; Viridiplantae; Streptophyta; Magnoliopsida; Malvales; Malvaceae
Source: RefSeq, a predicted model, not a curated record
UGUUAUGCUCAAAUGGAUGGUGUGCAUGACAAAAGAAUUGUACAUAAAGCAGCAGAUCAAGCUUCCCUUACACUAUGACUCAAUAAGUAUCCCCCAACGCUCAGCAGAAACUGUACCCUAAAAAACUUAAAAACUUUGUUGAAGUUAUCCUCUAACACUGGCCCAUUUUAGCAAAAAUGGCGCGGCAUCCGAUAGCUGAAGCAAACGAGAAGAGCCCUUUCGGCAUCUUGACUCCGGACGAGUUCUACGCGCGCCACUCAGUGAGUCACUCCUCCGAGAUCAUCACCAACGCCCGUGGCCUCAAGCUCUUCACUCAGUGGUGGACACCACUCGACACUCCGAUCUCUGGCAUCGUUGCCGUUGUCCACGGAUUCACCGGUGAGUCAAGCUGGUUCGUCCAACUAACCUCCGUUCUGUUCGCGAAAUCGGGAUUUGCCGCGUGUGCGAUCGAUCACCAGGGUCAUGGCUUCUCCGAAGGCCUCGACGGACUCGAAGCUCAUAUUCCCAACAUCGACAGUGUUAUCGACGAUUGUAUUCAGUUUUUUGACUCUUUCCGUGCUCGUCACUCGCCGGAUUUGCCGGUGUUUUUGUACUCGGAAUCGCUUGGCGGUGCCAUCGCGCUUUAUAUCUCGCUCAGACAAAAAGGCACGUGGGAUGGCUUGAUUCUCAGCGGCGCUAUGUGCGGGAUAAGCGCUAAAUUCAAGCCUCCAUGGCCGUUGGAACAUUUUUUAUUCAUAGUCGCCAAGCUUAUCCCCACCUGGCGAGUGGUUCCGACGCGCGGGUCUUUACCGGAUGUUUCAUUCAAAGAACCGUGGAAGAGGAAGUUGGCCAUAGCCAGUCCUAGGCUAACAGUGGCGAGGCCACGCGCUGCCACAGCAUACGAGCUCAUUCGUAUAUGCAACGACUUGCAAGGGAGGUUUGAGGAAGUGCAUGUUCCAUUGCUGAUUGUUCACGGUGGUGAUGACGUGGUUUGUGAUCCGGCUUGCGUGGAGGAGCUUUAUAAACGCGCUGCUAGCGUGGACAAGACAUUGAGGUUUCAUCCGGGGAUGUGGCACCAAUUGGUUGGGGAGCCGGAGGAAGGUGUGGAGUUAGUCUUUGGUGAAAUAGUGGAGUGGCUUAAGAGUAGAGCUUCACGAGCCGCCGAGGCCAAGAGUGUCGGUGUUCACGCGCCACCUUUGGUGGCAAUGGUAGCGGAUAGUAGGGUUGCUAAUUAGUUGGGUAUCUUAAAUUUCAAAGUAACAGAAUCCUUAUUUUGCCAGUUACAGCCAUUAACAAAUAGAGACUGCUAGUAUUAAUUUCAUAAAAGUCAGAAACUCUUGAACGUGACUAAUAAAUGACACGUGUCCACCUGUUAUACGUCCAUAUUCUUGUUACCAAUGCUUUAAUCUGUAUCAAAUUCCAACACAUUUCAGUUGCCGAAUUUGGCUAUGCUGUUUUUGUGUGUGUCACACUUCCUUAUGCUCACAGAUUUUGUCACACAUUUCCUUUGUCUGCAUAAAAUAUCUUUGUCUUUGUGUGUGUUUGUCUGAAUUUGCUUUACCGAUGGCUCCCAUGAAAACCCUUCUCACUCUCUAUUUGUAUUGUUCUUUUAACCCUUUCCCAAGGAUCUAAAGACUCUAAACUUGAUGACCUUGAAGAAGACGUUGCAUUUCUUGAGUCACAAGAAACCAAUGACUCACAACAAUCCCAUGAAAACUUUGGUACUAUUUUGGGUGACCUACGGAAUAAUUUUACCAAUCUUGAAGAGCAAUUGUCAUGGCCUAGAGUCGAUGAGAAAGAUGUGAUUGUACUAAACAAAGAGAAAUUCAGCGAGUUCAUUGAGAAAAAUGGGUAUAUCCUGGUGGAGUUUUAUGCGCCAUGGUGCUGGCAUGAUCAGGCACUGACAUCGUAGUAUGCUGGUCACAGAAGGGAGAAGUUGUGUUGGCAAAGGUUGAUUGCACACAAAAGGCUGAGCUGCUGCAAAAGUUUGAUAUAAAGGGGUUCCCUACUUUGUUUCUCUUUGUUGAAGGAGUUCAUAAGGCUUGUGAGGGUAAAAGAACUAAGUUGUUUAUAUGUAAAUAAAAGUGUAGAUAUUCUUGUGUA